ACUCAUGCAAUUGGUUUCUAUUGCAGUCAGCAAAGCGAGGUUCCCGGAAGAAAAUAAAUACAUUUUUAUUUACAACGAUAUAUAUUUUUUCGCGGUGAUUUAUUAUUAUUUUUAAUUAAACAUACUAUACUGACUGUCUUAAAAAAACAAACAAAAAAAAAAACCGUACAAUUGGAACAUGCGUUUAUUUCGGCUAUCUGUGCUGGUUAUCCCAUGAUGCAGUGCAGUGUUUUGUAAGUCUCCAGUUUAAUGUGGCUUUUUUUCCCCAAUCGAAGAUGGCGGUGCAGGAAUCAGCUGCUCAACUCUCCAUGGCACUGAAGGUCCAGGAAUAUCCAACUUUAAAGGUUCCGUAUGAGACCUUGAACAAGCGCUUCAGGGCUGCUCAGAAGAAUAUAGACCGGGAGACAAGUCACGUGACCAUGGUUGUGGCAGAGCUGGAGAAGACUUUGAGCAGCUGCCCAGCUGUGGAGUCUGUAGUUUCUUUACUAGAUGGGGUUGUGGAGAAACUCAGUGCUCUGAAAAGAAAGGCUGCAGAGUCUAUCCAGGCUGAAGACGAGAGUGCGAAGUUGUGCAAGAGGAGGAUUGAGCACCUGAAGGAGCACAGCAGCGACCAGCCGGCUGCAGUGAACGUGUGGAAGAAGCAGCGCAUGGACCGCAUGAUGGUGGAGCACCUGCUGCGCUGCGGCUACUACAGCACGGCUGUGAAGCUCGCCAGGCAGAGCGGCAUAGAGGACCUUGUAAAUAUCGAGAUGUUCCUCACAGCUAAAGAGGUUGAGGAGUCCCUGGAGAGACAGGAAACCGCCACCUGCUUGGCGUGGUGCCACGACAACAAAUCAAGACUUCGAAAGAUGAAGUUUUCCUUCCAGAGCUGUCUCGAGUUCAGCCUUCGAAUUCAAGAGUUCAUUGAGCUUAUCCGACAAAACAAAAGGAUGGAUGCUGUCAGGCAUGCCAGGAAGCACUUCAGCCAGGCUGAGGGAGGUCAGCUGGACGAGGUCAGGCAGGUGAUGGGAAUGCUGGCCUUUCCCUCUGACACUCAUAUUUCUCCUUACAAGGAUCUCUUGGACCCAGCUCGCUGGAAGAUGCUGAUACAACAGUUCAGAUACGACAAUUAUAGAUUACAUCAGCUUGGCAACAAUUCUGUCUUUACCAUAACUCUCCAAGCUGGACUCUCAGCUAUAAAAACUCCACAAUGUUACAAGGAUGAUGGCACUUCAAAAAAUCCGGACUGCCCAGUCUGCAGCAAGUCUCUGAACAAGCUAGCACAGCCACUGCCUAUGGCACAUUGUGCCAACUCCCGGCUAGUCUGUAAAAUCUCUGGAGAGGUUAUGAAUGAAAAUAACCUUCCCAUGAUGCUUCCCAAUGGAUAUGUAUACGGAUACAAUUCUCUGCUUUCCAUUCGCCAAGAUGAUAAGGUGAUCUGCCCAAGAACCAAAGAGGUCUUCAACUUUUCGCAGGCUGAGAAAGUCUACAUCAUGUAAAUGUACAGACCUGGGGCAAUGCUCCGGUACAGGAAAUGAUGGCAUGCCUGGUUGGGUCUGAAACACAAAGGAGGAGUAACCCAAGUCUGUCUGGAGAGUCGGACCUGUCCAAUGGGGGCAUUGUUUCUUUAGACCAAAGAACAAACUGCACAAACCAUCUGUGGAGCGUUUCAUAAAUAAGAGGAGAAAGAAACGAGAAACAAAUUUAAGAUUGUACUUGAAAACAACAUUCAUAUUUUGAUUGUGGGGGUUUAUAACAACAUAGAAUUGAUUUUGGAAAAUUGGCGUUUUAAAAAAAAAAAAAAAAAAAAUACAAAAAAAAAAUAUUGCAUUUAGUGUUUGUGUGUGUGUAGAGCUCACUCUCAAGAUCAUUAGUGCUGCUGCCGCCUUUUUUUUUUUUUGCUAUUCAAAAUGUAAAUCCAAUAGCAGUUUUACCAUAUUGGUGUUGACAGUCGGAGGGGGAAUCAGAAGACCAAGAUGGCAAAAAGGUUAAUUGCAUUUUGGAUGAUGCAUAAACUGGGACUAAUAAAUCCUGUUUAAACUGUGCAUUCUAUUAUCCAGUGCCCUACAGGAUUUCAGAAGACUAGCUGCUUCUGGCAAUAUUAACUAUUAAAAAGUAUUGGAAAUGUAGAAGAUUGUUUUAGUACUUAUGUAUGCAUGUUUACAUUGUUAGAGUAUAGAACAAGUUGUAAAAUUGCUGAAACAGGUUGUUAAUAAAAACAAGUUGCUGUU
This is a messenger RNA of Acipenser ruthenus (sterlet), 2210 nucleotides long. RefSeq names its product E3 ubiquitin-protein transferase MAEA. The transcript is spliced from 9 exons. The record is from RefSeq and is a predicted model, not a curated record. Gene Ontology annotation, biological process: proteasome-mediated ubiquitin-dependent protein catabolic process. Lineage: Eukaryota; Metazoa; Chordata; Actinopteri; Acipenseriformes; Acipenseridae. Gene Ontology annotation, cellular component: GID complex; nucleus; cytoplasm. Gene Ontology annotation, molecular function: protein binding; ubiquitin protein ligase activity. The coding region runs from base 276 to 1478 and encodes 400 amino acids.